CUGUCCCUUUACAUUGCUCUUCACAUCUCUCUUCUAAUUCUUCUUUCUUUUGUCUCUCUCUCUCUCUCUCUCUCUCUCUCUUUGUCUCCAUUAAUAACUCCAUUUCUUAUGAACAUAGCUUUCAAUAGUAUUCACCACCCAUUGAAGAAAAUCUUUAUCUCUUUUCUGGGUUGUGCAAGAGAUUGGAGUUUGGGAUUUAUUUCUUUGAACAAAUGGGAAUUUUCUCUGAUCUUCAAGUAGAUGUCAACGGCGAAAAGAUUUUCUUUGUAGACAAGAAAAUUCUUGCAACUUUCUCUGGUAGAUUAAGCAAAAUAUUUGGUAAAAUGGCGGGUAAGACGGGUCAAAUGAAAGUGAUAUUCCAUGACUUUCCAGGUGGCGCGGAGGGCUUUGAGCUAAUCACGAGGUUUUGCUACAAUUAUGGAAACAUUGACAUAACUCUCUCUAACAUAUUUUUACUGCAUUGCGCUGCGAAGUUCAUGGAAAUCAAGAAAGGCGGUUCUCAAACUCCCGAUUUGAUAGAACAAACCGAGAGAUAUUUUGAUGGAAUCCAAUGUUGGACUUGGUCUGAAUUACUAUUGAGUUUGAAACAAUGCCAUGAUUUUCUUAAAACCUUGAAUUCUUCAAGUAUACUUCCCAAGUUCUUGGAUUUGUUUGUAGAAAGGCUUGCUUUGCUUAAUGUUGAAAGUCCUUUUACUUCUUCUUCGGAGAAUUCUAAUUCUUCAAGUAGUCACAGUGCGAAAAGCUACAUAUCAACUAGUUGGUGGUUUGAAGAUCUUGUUUUUAUGAACAUUAAUUUGUUCGAAAAGGUUAUAAAUGCAAUGAUCACACAAAAAUUCGACCACGCAACAAUAUGUUCAUUUCUCUUUUUCUAUCAAAGAUCUAAAUUUCAUGGUGCUUCACAAGCCAAGAAGCGAAAAAUCAUUGAGGUUGUGAUCAAUCUGCUUUUCUUGCUCGAUAGGAGCGCUAUUUCUUGCAGGGGCCUAUUUGAUACGUUUGGAAUGAGUUUGUGUUUGAAAAUAAGCAAAUUUUACCAGAACAAGUUAGAGGUUUUGGUUGGUUCUAAGUUGGAUCGAGCUAAAAUAGAUGAUUUGCUCGUUCCAUCUCCACAUGGGAAGAGAUAUAUGUAUGAUGUGAAUUUGGUUCUGAGGCUGCUGAAAUUAUUUUUGGCUGAAAACCGGUUCUCCCCAUACCGGUUGAAGAAAGUUGCGUGCUUGAUGGACUUGUACAUUGCAGAAGUGGCCCCGGAUCGCCAUUUGAAGCCUUCCAAGUUUGUGGCGUUAGCCACUGCGCUUCCAGAUUUCGCCAGAGACUCUCAGGACAGAAUCUACCUAGCUAUCGACGCUUAUCUUAAGGUACAUGGCAGUCUAUGUCAAGAGGAGAAGAUGAAAGUCUGUUCUGUACUGAAUCAUAACAUGUUCUCAAUGGAAUAUUUAACAGACUUAUCUAUGAACUCUCAGCAAUACAAGCUCAAAAGCCUCAUCAAGAGCUCCAAAUAUGCGAGAACUCUGAGUGACUCAUCAAUUUGUCACACUGGACAGGGAAGUAGAAUGAGAAUGUGGAUGGUGAACACAUCCUUGUUUAAGCCAAGUAACUCCAUUUUCCGGAACAAAAUGAGGAAUUUGGAUCACAUUAUGAAAUGCAAGAGGAUAGUGGAAUUGGAGGAAAAUCUAUGGUAAAAAGCAUAGUGAAAUGGCAAAAAGUCAAUGAAAUCUAGGUUGCAUUGUCCAAGCAACACCAGGUCCUUGAGCAGACUAUGUUUUUUGUGUUUUGUUUUUUUGUUUUUACAUUCAGUAAGAGGAGAAUAGAAGAAAGAGAAGUUGCAUUGCGUAGCAGGAGACUACUAGUUGUACACUUGUAAACUUCUUUCUAAUGUGUCUCCCAAAUUGAGUUGUACAGUUUGAGAAAUUGGUUAAUAUAGUUGUAACUGAUUUUUGCAGCAAAAA
Camellia sinensis is the source of this 1943-nucleotide messenger RNA. Its product is annotated as BTB/POZ domain-containing protein At3g22104. Lineage: Eukaryota; Viridiplantae; Streptophyta; Magnoliopsida; Ericales; Theaceae. The record is from RefSeq and is a predicted model, not a curated record. Gene Ontology annotation, molecular function: protein binding.